UCGUCAACAGAACACAAACAACACAGUACCGUACAAUACAUCACCGUACAAUACAUCACCGUACAAUACUUGCCGUGUACAGUGUACAGUUGGCAUUGUAGAUCUCUAGAACUUCACAAAAUCUCAGACAUAAUAGUCGAUCAGAUAGUUCGAUUAUCCAAUUCAACGGUUCAGUAGAAACAGUGUGAAAUUAAAGUGAACAAUAAUGUUUCUGAAAUAAAAUAAAGUUGAGGUUGAGUUGAAGAAAAGAGAAUUCCCAACCGUGCCAAAAUGAUGAUUCGUAUCACUUGUUUAUUAUUCCUCGUACAUCUAUUAACAGGUAUAUCCUGUAAUCAAGAGUUCUCUACUGAACCUGCGAAUGUUGAAGUUACUCCUGGACAUAAUACAACUCUAGACUGUACAAUCAGUAAUCUAAAGGGACAGUGCAGGUGGCAGAAGGAUGGCAAGCCUGUUGGAAUGUUCCCUGGUAAAUAUGAGAUGAGAAGAGAAGGGGAGGGAGAAGGAGACUGUUCACUUUCUGUACUCAAUGUUGAUCUCAAGUUUGAUGAUGGACUAUGGGAAUGUCAGGUGACCUCCAGUAGUUUCCAGGCUCAGGAUUCUCUUGUGUCGAGGAAAGCUCGUCUGACCGUCAGAGUUCCUCCUGAGAUGAUAACCAUCCAGUACUCUGGGAGCAGUGUAGUGGAGGGGGGCAUCAUCACCCUGGUGGAGGACAAGCAGGAGAACAUCGUCUGCAUCACAAGAUUCAGCAACCCUGCUCCAAUUAUAUCCUGGAGACUUGGAGGCAAUAUUUACCCUUCAAUUUCACAGGAAAAUUUUACCGAAGCUGUUCCGAGUAAAUUUCGGAGUGAAGGAACGCUAGCCCUAGCUUUUACACAGAAAAAUCAGGGCGAGAGACUAGAAUGUGUUGUUAGCCAUCCUGCAUAUCUGGAGGGGGAUGGGUCAACACAUGUAGAAAUAGACGUUCUAUAUAAACCGCGCGUUGAAAUUACUCGUGUCUCAAAUUCCGUGGUGGAGGAAGGUAUUGGAAGCGUAGCGUUGACCUGCUCAGCUGUUGGUAACCCUCCUCCUAGGGUUCUAUGGACCAGGUUUGGUGAGGAUACACCACAAUAUGUGGAGACCAUAGAAUUCAACCCGGUUACCCGACAAAACGCAGGUUCAUACAUUUGUUCAGCCGAAAAUACAAUUGGUAAAUCUAAUCAGGAAACUACACAAGUUGAUGUUCUAUAUGCUCCUGAAAUAGUAUCCUUAAGCCCUCGUGAAACUGUGCUAGUGAUGGCUAGAAACCAGACUAAGUUGACCUGCACUGCUAGCGGUAACCCGGAGCCAAAAUAUCAGUGGCUUCAGCUACAGCAGUCCCAGGUUGUAAAAAAACGAUCUGUAACCCCCGACCUCAUUCUUGAUGAUGUAAACUACGAGGACCAAGGGGAGUAUGUUUGCGAGGCCGUUAAUAUGAUCGGAGGUGAGAAGAGGGUUGUGAGGAGCGAGGUUGUUAAGGUGGAGGUUGAAGGUGUUCCCUUGGUAACGAGGAUGGUGAAUGAGGUUGUAGCAGUGAGUGGACGUGAUGUGAGGCUAGAGGCUGAAUUCUGUUCUGAUCCUCUACCUCUAAGAAAUACCUGGGAGUGGGAGGAUAUUAGUCUACCAGCAGGCACUGAAAUAGAGAGAAGUGGAACUAAGUAUUCCGCUGAACUAGAGGAACAUCCCAGUAAUAAGGAUUGUUAUAUAUCCAGGUUGACCCUGAAGGGUGUUGGACAAGCUGAUAGUCGCAGCUAUACCUUAAACGUAGAGAAUAUGCAUGGAACUGAUCUAGCGCCGGUCAAACUAGCUGUAAGAGAAGAGCACAGAGCUGAUCCUGUAUCUAUGGCAUCAGUUAUCGGUGUAGUGAUUGCUCUCCUAAUCAUCUUUGUCCUGUUAUCGAUCAUAUUAUUGGUCGCGUACAAGAAACAGAAACUUUGCUUUAAAGAUGGGGAUCUGGACGCACUUGAGAAAUCAAAGAGCAACAAGUACUCAUCAUACAACGGAAUAGAUGUUAAAGAUAUUUCUCCCAUCAAGGAGAAACAAACAGCAUUCCCUCCCAGCACCAAGAAUGGAGAUAUUGGUGUUCCAAUUUAUCAGCUUUAUGUUCCCUCAAGUUUAUCCUCCCUGGCGAGCCAUAACUCUACAGCCGGUCAAACCGGUUUAGCCCCAAACCAAACCGGUUAUAAUCCAAACCAAACCAGUUACAACCCAAACCAAACCGGUUUUAAUCCAACUGGUUUGCUCUCUACCCAUAAUGGGUUCAGUUCUUCUCAAAAUAUCUUUACUCUUUCGCAAAAUGGAAUCUCAGGACCGACAAGUUUGUCGAUAAAACAAAAUGGAUAUCCAUCCUUGCAACCUAAACAAAAUGGCGGAGGUCCUCCAUCCCUCCAGCCUCGCUCCAACUUCCAAAUCUAUAAUCAGCUCCAAUAUCCCUCUACCUCCAACUGGGGGAGCAUGAAGCGAGGGAAAGGAAACCCUCGCCCCUCUCGUCCCUCAUCGGUUCUUCCAUCCCCUUCCUCUCUACCUGACCUGAACCAGGACACUGCAGUACAGUACAUACCAAACCUUGUACCGGCCAACAACUAACUAGGGCACUGCAGUACAGUACAUACCCAACCUCGUACCAGCCAACAAAAAAUCAGAAUACUGCAGUACAUUACAUACCCAACCUUGUACCGGCCAACAAAUAACCAGCACACUGUAGUACAGUACAUACCCAACUAUGUACCGGCCAACAAGUAUCCAGGUCAAUAUUCAAAUAUGAUCCAGCAAGACCAAAGUCUUGUAAUAAUAAAUUUUCCAUAUUUCUAAAUAUAAAUACACCCCUCCGGGCCCCACCGGAUGGGAAAAAGACUUAAAUCGGAAAAUUAUCCGUUUUUAUUGUACCUUAGAAGUAAAUAAACGUAAUGAGGAGUGGUACAGUAAGUUUUUUUGUACAUAAGCACAAUAUGUGCUUUAAAGCCAGUUUAUUAGAUGUACGCCUGUUUUUUUCUCAAAAAUUUAGAACCUUUAUGUAGUAAAAACUUAAUGUCUUGUUUACCCUUCUUUAUGUACUGCAAAACAUGUACAAAGAAAGCAUGUCAUACACUCAACCUAUUUCUGAUGUAGCAGGCAACCGUAUACCGCAUGUACAAUUGUUUGUAUGAACUUAUUAUUGUUGUAUUCUUUGCUAAGGUUGAGUGUAAAGUAUUCAUUCUGUGAUAAUAUUUCAAUUUUAUAUUUAUGUAUUGUGCAAUGUACUGUACUGUUUUGUAAAUAUAAACAUUAGAGGAA
Molecule: messenger RNA, 3288 nt
Organism: Eurytemora carolleeae
Lineage: Eukaryota; Metazoa; Arthropoda; Copepoda; Calanoida; Temoridae
Product: kin of IRRE-like protein 1
Exons: 20
Coding region: 271-2601 (776 amino acids)
Biological process (GO): cell-cell adhesion
Cellular component (GO): cell-cell junction
Molecular function (GO): cell adhesion molecule binding
Source: RefSeq, a predicted model, not a curated record